AUGCAUCUAUCACUGGAUACCAUGAGCAUGGUGGACGACAGCUGCCUCUCACCCAGCAACUUCCACGAAAUGGGGAAAGGUGGGGGCAUCGUUGGCGGGGGCCGCGUCCACAGCAUAGAUGUCAUUCUAGGUUUCAGUAAAGACCAGGACCCCCUGCUCAGCCCUGCAGGGGCCCCACAGCCCCAUAAAGUGGACAUAGAAGGUCUGGCAGAACCUGGGAAGCAGCAGGAGCCCUCGUCACACCCGACAUACAGUGGGCACCUUUCCUCUCUGAGGAACAGCAGCACCGAGCAGCAGCAGCAGUACCAUGAUACUGGCUUAUACACAAACAAGUGUGAUGAGGAACUGGACGAACUGAGGAAGAGCAUAGAGAGUGAUGAAGGCAAUUCUCCAGAGCCUUGCAAGGAUGAUCAGCCCAAGAAGAAGCACAGGCGCAACCGCACCACCUUCACCACCUAUCAGCUGCAUGAGCUGGAGCGUGCCUUCGAGAAGUCCCACUACCCAGACGUGUACAGCCGUGAGGAGCUCGCCAUGAAGGUGAACCUCCCCGAGGUCCGAGUUCAGGUCUGGUUCCAGAACCGCAGAGCCAAAUGGCGUCGGCAGGAAAAACUGGAUGCCAGCACCAUGAAGCUUCACGACUCACCCAUGCUGUCCUUCAACCGCCCAGCACCGGUUCACACCAGCAUGGGUCCAAUGACCAACUCCCUCCCCUUGGACCCCUGGCUGUCCUCUCCCCUGUCCAGCGCUACACCUGUCCACAGUAUCCCAGGCUUCAUGGGUCCAGCUCAAGGCCUCCAGCCCAGCUACCCCAGCCAUGGCUUCCUCAACUCCACUCCUCACUCUCAUCCUCAUCCUCACGCUCAUCCUCACUCUCAUCCAUCUAUGGGCCAGGGGAUGCAGAGUAUGGCUCCUCCUCCCUACCAGUGUUCGGCGCCAUACCCUGAUAAAUACCCUCUGGAGGAUGUGGAGCAUCGCAGCUCUAGUAUCGCUGCACUGAGAAUGAAAGCCAAGGAACACAUCCAGUCUAUGGACAAGACUUGGCAACCCAUGUGA
Micropterus salmoides (largemouth bass) is the source of this 1053-nucleotide messenger RNA. RefSeq names its product retinal homeobox gene 1 (gene rx1). Lineage: Eukaryota; Metazoa; Chordata; Actinopteri; Centrarchiformes; Centrarchidae. The record is from RefSeq and is a predicted model, not a curated record. Gene Ontology annotation, molecular function: DNA-binding transcription factor activity, RNA polymerase II-specific; RNA polymerase II cis-regulatory region sequence-specific DNA binding. The transcript has 3 exons. The coding region runs from base 1 to 1053 and encodes 350 amino acids. Gene Ontology annotation, biological process: positive regulation of transcription by RNA polymerase II.